Lagopus leucura (white-tailed ptarmigan) is the source of this 2275-nucleotide messenger RNA. It is a transcript of the gene KLHL1, whose product is annotated as kelch like family member 1. Lineage: Eukaryota; Metazoa; Chordata; Aves; Galliformes; Phasianidae. The transcript is spliced from 11 exons. Bases 1 to 2244 code for a protein of 747 amino acids. Gene Ontology annotation, molecular function: protein binding. The record is from RefSeq and is a predicted model, not a curated record.
AUGUCCGGCUCCGGCAGGAAAGACUUCGACGUGAAACAUAUCCUUCGCCUCCGCUGGAAACUAUUCAGCCACCCCUCGCCGGCGGGCGGCCCGGCGGGGGGGGGCUGCUUGCCGCCCGACAGCAGCUUCGAGCACUGGGGGCCCAGCCAGAGCCGCCUGCUGAAGAGCCAGGAGAGAGGAAACGGCGCCUUCUGGAAGAAAUCCGCCUCCUCCGCCUCCUCCUCGGCGGCCACCACCGCCAGUCCGCCCAACGGGACGCUGCUGCCCGCCGGCGGCCGGCCCCGCGGGGGGCACGGCCCGGGGCCUCCGCCGCCCCGCACCGUCUUCUACGUGGAGUCCCUGGAGGAAGAAGAGGAGGAGGCGGAGGCGGCGCCCGGCAGGAUGGAGGUCGCCCGGGAACCCGAGAAGCCCCUGGCGCCGCCGGAGCAGAAGGAAGCGCCGAGGGGCUGCGCGGACGGCGGGUGUCCUGCAACAGGUGACGGAGGAGGGCACAGGCUGUCAGCAGCCAGCCAUCCUUUAUCACCUCACUGCGACAUAGAUUCAAGUACCUCUGAGGAAUUCUACCAGGCUGUUCACCACGCUGAACAAACCUUCAGAAAAAUGGAGAGCUACCUGAAGCAACAGCAGCUCUGUGAUGUUAUCCUGAUUGCUGGGGAUCGCAAGAUACCUGCUCACAGACUUGUUCUUAGUUCUGUCUCUGACUACUUUGCUGCCAUGUUUACAAGUGAUGUUUGUGAAGCCAAGCAAGAAGAGAUCAAAAUGGAAGGCAUUGACCCUAAUGCAUUAUGGGAUCUUGUUCAGUUUGCGUAUACAGGCUGCCUAGAAUUGAAAGAGGACACUAUUGAAAAUCUUCUAGCAGCUGCCUGCCUCCUCCAGCUCACACAAGUAGUAGAGGUUUGCUGCCAUUUUCUAAUGAAGCUUUUGCACCCGUCCAACUGUUUGGGAAUACGAGCUUUUGCUGAUGCGCAGGGAUGCACAGAGCUUAUGAAGGUGGCUCACAACUACACUAUGGAGAAUAUAAUUGAAGUUAUAAGAAAUCAAGAAUUUUUACUUCUACCAGCUGAAGAACUCCAUAAACUUCUUGCUAGCGAUGAUGUGAAUGUUCCUGAUGAAGAAACCAUUUUCCAUGCUUUAAUGAUGUGGGUGAAGUAUGAUAUGCAGAGGCGGUGCAGUGACCUAAGUAUGCUGCUCGCAUAUAUAAGACUACCACUUCUUCCACCUCAGAUCCUGGCUGACCUAGAAAACCACGCACUUUUUAAGGAUGACCUAGAAUGCCAGAAACUUAUUCUGGAAGCCAUGAAAUAUCACCUUUUACCAGAGAGAAGAACUCUCAUGCAAAGUCCAAGAACUAAACCUAGAAAAUCUACAGUUGGGACACUUUAUGCUGUUGGAGGAAUGGAUAACAACAAAGGUGCUACAACUAUUGAAAAGUAUGAUCUCAGAACAAAUAUAUGGAUCCAGGCUGGAGUGAUGAAUGGCAGGAGGCUUCAAUUCGGUGUUGCUGUCAUCGAUGACAAGCUGUUUGUCAUUGGAGGCCGUGAUGGUUUAAAGACAUUGAACACUGUUGAAUGUUACAAUCCAAAGACAAAAGCUUGGACUGUGUUACCACCAAUGUCAACACAUAGGCAUGGUUUAGGAGUUACAGUGCUUGAAGGGCCUAUUUAUGCAGUGGGAGGCCAUGAUGGUUGGAGCUAUUUGAAUACAGUUGAGAGAUGGGACCCUCAAAGUCAGCAGUGGACAUUUGUGGCAAGUAUGUCAAUUGCCAGAAGCACUGUUGGAGUAGCAGCAUUAAAUGGCAAAUUAUAUUCAGUUGGAGGUCGAGAUGGAAGCUCAUGUUUGAGUUCAAUGGAAUAUUAUGAUCCUCAUACAAAUAAAUGGAAUAUGUGUGCUCCAAUGUGUAAGAGAAGAGGAGGUGUAGGAGUGGCUACAUGUGAUGGCUUUCUUUAUGCAGUUGGAGGUCAUGAUGCUCCUGCUUCUAACCACUGCUCACGACUACUGGACUAUGUAGAAAGGUAUGAUCCAAAAACUGACACAUGGACAAUGGUGGCUCCACUGAGUAUGCCUCGAGAUGCUGUUGGUGUCUGUCUCCUUGGUGACAGGUUGUAUGCAGUAGGUGGAUACGAUGGGCAAACAUACUUGAACACUAUGGAAGCCUAUGACCCUCAAACUAAUGAAUGGACACAGAUGGCUUCCUUAAAUAUUGGAAGAGCUGGUGCCUGUGUUGUAGUCAUCAAGCAACCAUGACUUUGUCAGCACUGCUUAGGACUUUACUGAC